GCUCAGCUCGGCAUGGUUUGGCUCAGCCCGGCUCGCUUUGGCACGGCUCGGUUUAGCUCAGCUGGGCUCGGAUUAGCUCAGCCGGGCCGGCCAUGCUUGGGCCCGGCUUAGUUCAGCUCAGCGCGGCUUGGCACGGCUGGGCUCGGCUCAGCACAGCUCGGCUCGGCUCAGAGGCUUUGCCUGAGCUCGGCUCAGCCGCGGUUCCCCCAUCGCCCCGAGCGGGCUGGUCGGGCUGUGCCGGGCAAAGCCCCGAGCGCGGGCGCUGCCAGCGCUGCCGAGGCCGCCCCGGGCCGCGCCCCCAGGGUCACAUCCAGCGGCACCGGGAACCCCGGCACCGGACCCGGCCCUGCCCCGGGCAGCGCUGCCAGGGCCGGACAGCCUUUCCGGGAGGGUCUGCCCUCAAUGUCCCAACCGGAGCGCCACGGGACCGCGAUGUCCCGCUCUUCUCCCGGAGCUCUGAGGCUCCGGGACACCCCGGGCGGGCCGUGAGGGCCGGGCAGCGCGGGGAUGCGGCCCGUCACACCGGGAGCCGCCUGAGACCCGCGGGGCUUCCCACCACAGCCCGGUCACACCGGGAACGGGCCCGUUAGCCCCGCUCCGGGCCCGCCCCCGCCGCUCCGGGCCCGCCCCCGGUGCCGCCCCCGGUGCCGCCCGCCGCCAUGGCCGGUCCCCGCCAUAACCGCCCCCCCCGCACCACUUCCGGUACCGCCGCCCGGCCGGUCCGCGCGCUGCUGCCGUCCCCCCGGCUCCGCCCGGCCGCGCGCCCGCGUUCCGGCGCGGCCAUGCUGGCGGACGGGCCGGUGCGGCGGCUGCUGCGGGCGGGGGAGGGGGCCAGGCACCGAGCCAUGCGGAGCUGGGGGGUGCUGGGCGGCGCGGCGGCGGCGCUGGCGGCCGGGAUUUACGUCCUGUGGGGCCCCAUCACCGGCAGGAAGCGGCGGCGGAGAGGGCUUGUGCCUGGCCUCCUGAACCUGGGCAACACGUGCUUCAUGAACUCCCUGCUGCAGGGCUUGUCCUCCUGCCCCUCCUUCAUCCGCUGGCUGGAGGAGUUCACAGCCCAGUACAGGGCGGAGCAGGAGCAGCCCCAGGAGCAGCCCCAGCACCUCUCAGUGACGCUGCUGCAGCUCCUCAGAGCUCUGUCCUGCCAGGAGGGGACCGAGGACGAUGUCCUGGAUGCCAGCUGCCUGCUGGAGGUGCUGAGGAUGAACCGGUGGCAGAUCUCCUCCUUUGAGGAGCAGGAUGCCCAUGAGCUGUUCCAUGUCCUGACCUCUUCCCUGGAGGACGAACGGGAUCGGCAGCCCCGUGUCACCCAUCUCUUUGAUGUGCAUUCCCUGGAGCAACCAGAAAUAAUCCAAAAGCAAAUAAGCUGCAGGACAAGAGGAUCUCUUCCCCCUGUGUCCAACCACUGGAAAUCUCAGCACCCUUUCCAUGGAAGGCUGACCAGCAACAUGGUCUGCAAACACUGUGAGCACCAGAGCCCUGUGAGGUUCGACACCUUCGACAGCCUCUCCCUGAGCAUUCCAGCAGCUGUGUGGGGUCGUCCCAUGACACUGGACCAUUGCCUGCAUCACUUCAUCUCCUCAGAGUCUGUCAAGGAUGUUGUGUGUGACAACUGCACCAAAAUCCAGGCACAAGGAAUUCUGAAUGGACAGAGCAUAGAAAACCAGAGAACAACAUUUGUUAAGCAAUUAAAGUUAGGAAAGCUGCCCCAGUGUUUGUGCAUCCACCUGCAAAGGCUGAGCUGGUCAAACCAAGGCACUCCCCUGAAGAGACACGAACACGUCCAGUUCAACGAGUUCCUGGUCAUGGACAUCUACAAAUAUCGAGUUCCUGGUCCCAAAUCCUGCCAGGAGCAGCUCAGCCAGAAAAACCCUGAGGAGACAACCCCUGGAAUAAAGGAUGGGAGAGCAGGGAAACCUUCAGAUGCAGAACAACCAGCUGGUACCAAACCUCUCUUCAUGAAUGGUGCCUCCUCUUCCUCCUCCUCCUCUCCCUCAUUUUUAAUGUCCCCAGGAGCUUUCCCACUUGCUGCAUUCCCUGAGUGCAGGGCCCCGCUGUACCUGUACCGCCUGAUGGCCGUGGUGGUGCACCACGGGGACAUGCACUCGGGACACUUCGUCACCUUCCGGCGCGCGCCGGGCGCCCGCGGCAGCCAGUGGCUCUGGAUCUCGGACGAGUCCGUGCGCAGGGCCAGCCUGCACGAGGUGCUGGCUGCCAGCGCCUACCUGCUGUUCUACGAGCGCGUGCACGGCCGGGCCCGGCCCCAGAGCCCGGCCCAGAGCUGAGCCAGCAGUGCUGGGACCAUCCCAGCCCCUGGGAUCAUCCCAGCCCUCAAGAUCGUCCCAGCCCCUGGGAUCAUCCCAGCCCUCAAGAUCGUCCCAGCCCCUGGGAUCAUCCCAGCCCUCAAGAUCGUCCCAGCCUCUGGGAUGGUCCC
Motacilla alba alba is the source of this 2431-nucleotide messenger RNA. It is a transcript of the gene USP30, whose product is annotated as ubiquitin specific peptidase 30. The transcript is spliced from 13 exons. Gene Ontology annotation, cellular component: nucleus; cytosol. Gene Ontology annotation, biological process: protein deubiquitination. Lineage: Eukaryota; Metazoa; Chordata; Aves; Passeriformes; Motacillidae. Gene Ontology annotation, molecular function: cysteine-type endopeptidase activity; cysteine-type deubiquitinase activity. The record is from RefSeq and is a predicted model, not a curated record. The coding region runs from base 660 to 2282 and encodes 540 amino acids.